Molecule: messenger RNA, 783 nt
Organism: Protopolystoma xenopodis
Lineage: Eukaryota; Metazoa; Platyhelminthes; Monogenea; Polystomatidea; Polystomatidae
Source: the annotation of a GenBank genome assembly
AUGCAAGCGCACAUGCGCCUACAUAGGCCCCCUGACCCGAUUGAUAUUCCUGGACCAUUGCAAGAGCCGCCAUCAUUCAGCGAUCGCAUGGUCGGCGGUUCUCAUAACCUUCCUGGCAGUCUCCUAAGUAAUGCUUAUCCGCGACCUGGGGACCACACUGCUCCAACAAUGAGCUAUGCAGAUUCAAAGAAAUUUGUAGUCUUCGAGGCCUCUCCGGCUACCUGUGGACAAACAUUUCGCUGCAGUAUUUUUGCCCCACUUGUUAUAUCCUUAGAAAAAGAAGACUCCGUUGAUCCAGAACAUCCUAUACAACUUACUACAAAUACUGCUAAGAAUGAUGGGGACACGACCUACAAUGGGAAGAAUCGAAGCUCUUGCAAAAAUAAAGCAAGAGGAAUGCAUCCUAAUCGUUCUACCAAUGCUGCAAGUAUCCCUGUGACUGCAUCAAAAAAACCCGACCAUAUUUCUGCCACUAUAGACGUCCCAAAGCCUGAAUAUGAAAUAGAUAAAAGUUUCCCAUCAUAUCAGAAGAUUAUCCAGAAAGAAAAUUCUGUAUAUUUGAGGUUUAUUGAGAAGACGACAGAGGAACUCGAGGAAAUUGUAGAAUAUGACUUAGAUGAAGAGGAUCUCUCUUGGCUUUCUCGCAUCAACAAAAAGCAGGCUGAGGCUAUGCAGCCAACUGUGCAGCAGUCAACCCUUGAGUGGAUUAUAGAUCGAUUUGAGAAAAGCGCCAAAUUUCGUCCUGCACGUUCUUCAGAAGUUACCGGCUCAUCGUUUUCACCU